GUUUCAAGUUUUUUCUUGCCAUCUCUAUAGUAUAAACAAAUCAGUCUUACAACAUGACAAUUUCCAUGGUGGCCAUUUCUCAUAUCAUCCAGCCUUCGCUGAUGCAGUUGCAACCUCGAGUGUUCAUCAAUUUCCGAGGAGAGGACAUUCGCUAUGGCUUCAUCAGCCACCUCGUUGCUGCCUUUGAAGUACACGGAAUAUAUUUCUUCAUUGACAAAUACGAACAAAGGGGAAAUGACCUUACGUACCUCUUCAAAAGGAUCGAGGAGUCGAAGAUCGUACUAGCAAUCUUUUCUGGGAAAUAUGCACAAUCCAAAUGGUGCUUGAAUGAACUAGCAACGGUGAAGAAACUAGCAGAAGAAAACAAAUUAAAAGUUAUUCCCAUAUUCUACAAGGUGAAAGUUGGUGAUGUGAGACGUCAGAAGGGAGAAUUUGGUCGUAACUUUUGGAAUUUGGCAAGAAUUUCAAGUGGUGAGGAGAUCAAGCAGUGGAAGGAAGCUUUGGAGUUCGUUUCCCACAAGAUGGGCUUAGAACUAUGCGAAAACAGGUCUUCUACGUGA
This is a messenger RNA of Arabidopsis thaliana (thale cress), 560 nucleotides long. Its product is annotated as Toll-Interleukin-Resistance (TIR) domain family protein. The record is from RefSeq and is marked reviewed. The transcript has a single exon. The coding region runs from base 54 to 560 and encodes 168 amino acids. NCBI's taxonomy places the organism in Eukaryota, Viridiplantae, Streptophyta, Magnoliopsida, Brassicales, Brassicaceae. Gene Ontology annotation, biological process: signal transduction.